Messenger RNA from Annulohypoxylon truncatum, 2637 nucleotides. RefSeq lists its product as uncharacterized. The record is from RefSeq and is a predicted model, not a curated record. Bases 315 to 2285 code for a protein of 656 amino acids. NCBI's taxonomy places the organism in Eukaryota, Fungi, Ascomycota, Sordariomycetes, Xylariales, Hypoxylaceae. The transcript is spliced from 6 exons.
CUUUAAAGAAGGCAUCGUAAUCAACUUCAUAUUUCGCGUUUUAUGGAUCAUUUACUAUCAAUAAUAUAAACAAUUUAAAUCUAAAAGUCUUAUGCUAAAGAUCCGUCAAUACCGGGACCCACCUCUCCGGCCGGUUCGAGGUAACUUUGAAGAGUUUCCCGGACGUCGAGGUCCAUAAAUUACGGCCCCAUAUGCUACACAAAAUCGGCGCAUCUUCCGGGAUUAGGCGAAUAGAAGUAUCGCGAAUCCUCGUCCGCCAACCAAUGAAACUAUGGUGAAUUCCCAGGCCUUGACGCAGUUCGAUCAUAAAAACAAUGGAAAACCAAAGAAAUCCUCAUAUUAAGAGGAUACCAUGGGUGGCCACUAAACAUCCAAGCCCGGUUAUAAUUGGUGACAGCAUGGAUGGCAAUUUGACGAACAAUGUACAGGACAUAGAGCUUCCAUAUAUCUCAGGUCUCCCUGGCAGUUCAUCAGAUAACUCCAUACCCACCGAGAUUCUCACCAGUUCCAUCGUACCAAGGUCGCUGCUUCGUGAUAUAUGGGCCAGUCCUUUACCCCAAAUUGAAGACAUAUCCCACAAACCAAAAACAGAAACUCUGGGGGGCACGUCAUCUUCGGUGGCUAACGGCUCUGCGGAAGGACCCGAUAUUCCAUCCAAUACUAAUAACGGCCAUAAUAUCAGCGCUGUAGCUCAGACCAACGACUUGGACGCUAUUAAUUCAUAUGGAAUAGGCCAAUACCAGAGCUCCGUUACAAAUCAUGUAUCGAUACCUUCAAACAGGUUGCUACUUGCCCCACGACAAGACAAAGGAUCAGUGCUUGUUAAUGCUGAAGAGCAUAUAACAUGCGAGCGAGACACCAAACCUUCCGGGCCGAUAAGUAAAGUGUGGAACGUUCCUCGUAGAACGCGAAAUCGAAAACGUCGAUCAAACGAUCACGAAAAUGUUACUCCUCAUUUAGAUCAAGGUAGUCAAACAGGACGUCGCGGCGCACGAUCCGGAAACCAGCCUCGUCUUCGAGGAGCAUUUACAGAUGAUGCACUGCGGGGGAUGACGGCUUGGACCAGAGAGCUUAAGUCAUGUAUUCGCUGUAGAAUGCAGAGGAAUAGGUGCCGUCCUGACGACGGAAACCCAAGUGGACCAUGCCUAACCUGCCUCGAGUUGUCUAGCCGCAAAAUCUCUCAGUUGCCUUGCCUCAGGUGGAUCAUCACCGAUGCAUGCAUAUACCGCGAACAAUCCGCUCCAUAUCAAGGCUUCACCAAAAGGUGGCAGUCAAUGGAUAUAGUUGAUAUUCAGGAUUGGGCCUCAGAUGAGGUUAAAACAAUCCACGUUUCCCAGGCUUUUCUCAAUGCCCCCUAUACUAUCGAGGUGAGGGAAUUCAUUCCUCAGGAGGGAGACUUAAUCGAGGAAAAGUGGACGGUUGAUGGUGAGAUAAAAAGACACCAAGUACCGCGAUACGCUCUUGUGAAUAUGGAGAAACAUGCGGAAGAUCUUCUAUCAUUCAUCAACAAGAACGUAGGGCUGUACAUCAUUGGAGCGGUUGACAAGGAGGAUGAUCUUAUAUGGCAGACUUAUUACACUGCGUUCAAACACGCCAACGGAGCCAAGACAGUAGAAGAACGCGUUGUCCUACUGAAUUUGUUUCGGCUUUGGGUAGCUCUAUAUAAAACCAGCAAUAUUCAUCACAUCUGCGGAGAUGAUAAGCUGGGAUGUGAGCCCAUAACCGAUCCACAAAGUCCAUGGUUUAAUCUCGUCCCCAUACCUGCUGUCAUCAUUGCCCAAAAAGAAUGCAUUAUAUAUACGAAGAUAUUCCAGCCACUGAGCAAGAAGAUCCUCCGCGAUCUCCAGCAUUUAGUACUAUCCAAUAAGCGGCAAUAUUGGUUGACAAUCUAUCUGACGAUUUUCAUCCUCAUGCACAGUUGUGCCAUGAUCACUCGGCGCGAUGAGGAAACAGCGAGACAAUACAACCUAAAGGAACGAUUCGCCAAUCCAAUUGGCAUCUCCGCUCACCAUAUCGCCGCUCAAAUCAUGCUCGCCCAUUUCAAUUAUAUCAAUUCCGGCUUUCGACCAUUCCAAAUUGUGCUCGAGCCUUUCGGUCCCGAGAAGCUAAAGGAAGCUGGCCAUCUGACUGACGAACAAGCCGAAUUUGUGCGCUCCACAGCGUUGUGGGUUAGGAAUAAUGAUGGUCUGCUGCAGAAAAUACGGGAAGAUAAUAAUUCAGGUCAUACCUACUAUUGGAUUUCCCAGAUUUACCAAGAAAUCUGGAAGCCGGGUCCAAUAGGAUAACUCUGCUACCACAUACUCACAGUUUCUAAGUCAUUGGGAGAUAGGUAGGUAAUUAUUAAGCAACACUCCCACGGUAGGCGACUUAUCGGGAACCCAAGUCGUGAUAAUAUUUACCAAGGUCUGGACAUGAGGGGCAAAGUCAACAGGGAAUUUUCAGCACAACCUAAAAAGAAAAAUCAUGAUAAUCAUAAAGUCAUAGGUACCUAAAUAUAUAUUCCACGUAUUGCGAUGUCUUUCCUUCACCUUCUUGACAUCCAACCUAGUGUCCAGAAAAUUAGACUUAGAUAAAAAGUUACUCCAAGAGAAAGAACAGGAGUCAAAUAGGAAAUCCUAAAGAAGCACUCAUUACCUA